Messenger RNA from Homo sapiens (human), 2888 nucleotides. It is a transcript of the gene FHL1, whose product is annotated as four and a half LIM domains 1. Gene Ontology annotation, biological process: muscle organ development. The transcript is spliced from 6 exons. Lineage: Eukaryota; Metazoa; Chordata; Mammalia; Primates; Hominidae. Bases 712 to 1554 code for a protein of 280 amino acids. The record is from RefSeq and is marked reviewed. Gene Ontology annotation, cellular component: nucleus; cytosol; cytoplasm.
ACACCUGUUUCCUAGUGCUGCAGAACCCUCGUCCUGGGAUGAGCCUGCCCGCUAGUCUGCAUCCUAAUCCUGCUGUUGAUUGGAGAUAACUUCAGCGGUCACAGGGCACCUCGUCUCCAUGGCAACCCCUCUAAAUAUUCCUCUAGUGACUUGUGCUCUACAUUCUGGCUGGAUCAGAGCCCUCCUGUGGCAAAAUAUUCUAAAGAUGUUAAAAGAGAGAGAGAGAAAAAAAAAGGCUCAACUAAUAAAUCUAUUCUAAACGACUGAGUCAUUUGUUUUGAUUACCCGGGUGAUUGCCAAAUGUUAAUUUAAAACUGAAAUAGGCCAUGAGCUCACUCCCCUAACAAUGCUGAGUGUUUGAGCUAAUACGGCUUGAUAAUGAGGGAGCCAGAUCCACUGCCAGUGCUCAUGUUAUAUGAUAAACAGACAUUUGGAGAAGUAUGCAGAACAUCUUGGCAGUUUUCCUUUAACUCUAAGGGUUGUAAAUACAAAGUAGAAUGUGUUACCAUGAGCCAUUUCAUAGGAAGUUGACUUUAUUUUUUUAGAAUUCAGAACUUUGCUUCUAAAAAGGUAACUUUGCCUCUUGAUUCUCAUUUUUUUCCCUAACUUAGGCACCUUGGAAGUUGUUUUCAACCAUAUCCAGCCUUUGCCGAAUACAUCCUAUCUGCCACACAUCCAGCGUGAGGUCCCUCCAGCUACAAGGUGGGCACCAUGGCGGAGAAGUUUGACUGCCACUACUGCAGGGAUCCCUUGCAGGGGAAGAAGUAUGUGCAAAAGGAUGGCCACCACUGCUGCCUGAAAUGCUUUGACAAGUUCUGUGCCAACACCUGUGUGGAAUGCCGCAAGCCCAUCGGUGCGGACUCCAAGGAGGUGCACUAUAAGAACCGCUUCUGGCAUGACACCUGCUUCCGCUGUGCCAAGUGCCUUCACCCCUUGGCCAAUGAGACCUUUGUGGCCAAGGACAACAAGAUCCUGUGCAACAAGUGCACCACUCGGGAGGACUCCCCCAAGUGCAAGGGGUGCUUCAAGGCCAUUGUGGCAGGAGAUCAAAACGUGGAGUACAAGGGGACCGUCUGGCACAAAGACUGCUUCACCUGUAGUAACUGCAAGCAAGUCAUCGGGACUGGAAGCUUCUUCCCUAAAGGGGAGGACUUCUACUGCGUGACUUGCCAUGAGACCAAGUUUGCCAAGCAUUGCGUGAAGUGCAACAAGGCCAUCACAUCUGGAGGAAUCACUUACCAGGAUCAGCCCUGGCAUGCCGAUUGCUUUGUGUGUGUUACCUGCUCUAAGAAGCUGGCUGGGCAGCGUUUCACCGCUGUGGAGGACCAGUAUUACUGCGUGGAUUGCUACAAGAACUUUGUGGCCAAGAAGUGUGCUGGAUGCAAGAACCCCAUCACUGGGUUUGGUAAAGGCUCCAGUGUGGUGGCCUAUGAAGGACAAUCCUGGCACGACUACUGCUUCCACUGCAAAAAAUGCUCCGUGAAUCUGGCCAACAAGCGCUUUGUUUUCCACCAGGAGCAAGUGUAUUGUCCCGACUGUGCCAAAAAGCUGUAAACUGACAGGGGCUCCUGUCCUGUAAAAUGGCAUUUGAAUCUCGUUCUUUGUGUCCUUACUUUCUGCCCUAUACCAUCAAUAGGGGAAGAGUGGUCCUUCCCUUCUUUAAAGUUCUCCUUCCGUCUUUUCUCCCAUUUUACAGUAUUACUCAAAUAAGGGCACACAGUGAUCAUAUUAGCAUUUAGCAAAAAGCAACCCUGCAGCAAAGUGAAUUUCUGUCCGGCUGCAAUUUAAAAAUGAAAACUUAGGUAGAUUGACUCUUCUGCAUGUUUCUCAUAGAGCAGAAAAGUGCUAAUCAUUUAGCCACUUAGUGAUGUAAGCAAGAAGCAUAGGAGAUAAAACCCCCACUGAGAUGCCUCUCAUGCCUCAGCUGGGACCCACCGUGUAGACACACGACAUGCAAGAGUUGCAGCGGCUGCUCCAACUCACUGCUCACCCUCUUCUGUGAGCAGGAAAAGAACCCUACUGACAUGCAUGGUUUAACUUCCUCAUCAGAACUCUGCCCUUCCUUCUGUUCUUUUGUGCUUUCAAAUAACUAACACGAACUUCCAGAAAAUUAACAUUUGAACUUAGCUGUAAUUCUAAACUGACCUUUCCCCGUACUAACGUUUGGUUUCCCCGUGUGGCAUGUUUUCUGAGCGUUCCUACUUUAAAGCAUGGAACAUGCAGGUGAUUUGGGAAGUGUAGAAAGACCUGAGAAAACGAGCCUGUUUCAGAGGAACAUCGUCACAACGAAUACUUCUGGAAGCUUAACAAAACUAACCCUGCUGUCCUUUUUAUUGUUUUUAAUUAAUAUUUUUGUUUUAAUUGAUAGCAAAAUAGUUUAUGGGUUUGGAAACUUGCAUGAAAAUAUUUUAGCCCCCUCAGAUGUUCCUGCAGUGCUGAAAUUCAUCCUACGGAAGUAACCGCAAAACUCUAGAGGGGGAGUUGAGCAGGCGCCAGGGCUGUCAUCAACAUGGAUAUGACAUUUCACAACAGUGACUAGUUGAAUCCCUUGUAACGUAGUAGUUGUCUGCUCUUUGUCCAUGUGUUAAUGAGGACUGCAAAGUCCCUUCUGUUGUGAUUCCUAGGACUUUUCCUCAAGAGGAAAUCUGGAUUUCCACCUACCGCUUACCUGAAAUGCAGGAUCACCUACUUACUGUAUUCUACAUUAUUAUAUGACAUAGUAUAAUGAGACAAUAUCAAAAGUAAACAUGUAAUGACAAUACAUACUAACAUUCUUGUAGGAGUGGUUAGAGAAGCUGAUGCCUCAUUUCUACAUUCUGUCAUUAGCUAUUAUCAUCUAACGUUUCAGUGUAUCCUUACAGAAAUAAAGCAGCAUAUGAAUAACCUGC